AUUGGUCUUCCCAGGGAAUGGCUGUGUGGAUUGGGGGGGUUCGUAUUUGGACAGCCACAUUAUCAAUCUGGAGAAAGGAGAGUGUUUGGAAGUACCAGAAGCAGGGGCGGACUGACAACUCAUGGGGCCCCCGAGCAAUAGGGGAUCAUGGGGCCCCUGUGUCCUUGCCCAAACUCAAAAAAAGCCUAUAUAAAAGGUACCAGGGGCAUCUCAUGGCGCCCCCUAGUGAUCCUGAGUUUCCAAAUGGUCAGUCCGCGCCUGACCAGAAG
Staurois parvus is the source of this 269-nucleotide messenger RNA. NCBI's taxonomy places the organism in Eukaryota, Metazoa, Chordata, Amphibia, Anura, Ranidae. The record is from the annotation of a GenBank genome assembly.